Fusarium subglutinans is the source of this 870-nucleotide messenger RNA. RefSeq lists its product as uncharacterized. The transcript is spliced from 2 exons. The record is from RefSeq and is a predicted model, not a curated record. Lineage: Eukaryota; Fungi; Ascomycota; Sordariomycetes; Hypocreales; Nectriaceae. The coding region runs from base 1 to 870 and encodes 289 amino acids.
AUGGAUGAGCGCAAGAGAGAUUCGAACAAUUCUCCUUCAUCUCAUGCUCUUGAGAACGAUCGCGCAAAGCGCGUGAACACUGAAGGCUCAUCCAACGCCGUCGCCUCUACAAAGAAACAAGAUGACCAUCGCAUCAUUCAGCACCCAGGGUCGUAUCAUAUCUAUCAACCUUUGAUCACGAAUGAACAGUGGAAUGGCAUAGUUGGCCCUAAGAUACCACUGGACCACGGAAGUUUUGCAUCAGACCCGAACAGCGACACUGAGUCUCCUUGGUCGCAAACUUCAGUACGUCAGUUGACGCAAAUUAUGACACAUUCUGUCUUCCGGGGUAAUAUGAGCCAUUUGGCUACCGUCAUCCAAUAUGCUAUCAUCCUGCGAACAGAUGACCGAAGACCUUGGGUAAUGGCGAUUCGAAACCCAACGAGUGGCGGCACGCUGGCCCGGUUGAAGAAUUGCAUGAAUGAUAGACUGGGAGCCGAUGGGAUGCUUCAAGACCCGGUAUCGUUCCUCCAUUAUCUUUCUGCACCAUUGCCUAUGGCAGAAAAAUCUGCCUUGUUGGACGUGAUGUGGUCUCUCAAACGUAUCAUCAAAUUCCCUUCAACAGACACUCCUGGAACCCUGUACCACUUUGGUGAUCCUGUCUAUCACGUUACAGCAACCGACAUCAAGAACGUCCAACUUGCGAUUGACAACUCUAACUGGGAUGGAAUACCUCGAUUUCCCCGUACAAGCCAAUGCCAUCGGCUCUUUAUGCAGAGGUCUGAUAAGCCAGAAGGUGGGCCAGAUUUCGACCAACUCGCUGAGUUCUACUGUCGAGCAUGGCACUUCGAGCAGCGGGAAAUUGCUGAGUCUUCUAUUGGUCGAAGUUGA